Molecule: messenger RNA, 2240 nt
Organism: Molossus molossus (Pallas's mastiff bat)
Lineage: Eukaryota; Metazoa; Chordata; Mammalia; Chiroptera; Molossidae
Gene: N4BP2L2
Product: NEDD4 binding protein 2 like 2
Exons: 6
Coding region: 1-1797 (598 amino acids)
Biological process (GO): negative regulation of transcription by RNA polymerase II
Cellular component (GO): nucleus
Molecular function (GO): transcription corepressor activity
Source: RefSeq, a predicted model, not a curated record
AUGCCUUAUGGUGAAAUUGAAGCUAAAUCCUUGGGACAUGGGGAAGAACUGACACGUGAACCAUGCUAUAAAAAAUUGAAGUCAACUAAAGAGUCUUUUGUUUUCCCCCAUCAUGGUAGUUCUAAUUUUCACAGAGUCCAAGAGAAAGCUGAAAAUGAUUGGAUCCCUUUGACCAUCACUGAUGUCAGAGGACAGAGUUCUCCUCAGGAGGACAAAGCCAAAACUAAAAAUUUGCUGAAACCUGUGCAUGGUGAGAUGCCUGCUAAUAGACCAGCUGUUAAUGAGUCCACUGACUCACAAGUUUUACAUGCUGCAAGUCCUCCAUUGGUAUCCACAGAUGAUGAGAUAUAUAGCACAAGUAAAGCAUUUAUAGGACCCAUGUACAAACCCACUGAGGAAAAGAAAAGUAAUGAAAGGAGUAAUCAAGCAGACACUAUCAAUGGUAUAGAUGGCAAAGGAAGACGAGAAGAGAAACGGAAAUUUAACUGCAAAAAUUCAGAGAUUGAUAAUGAAUUAUUCCAGUUUUACAAAGAAAUUGAAGAGCUUGAAAAUGAAAAAAAUGAUUUGGAAGGCAGUUGUCAGGAACCCGAACCUUCUGAGGAACAAUUUAUUUCAUAUUAUCAGGGCCAUAAUAAUGAUUUGAUCAAAUAUGAAGAAGAAAGGAAAAGAGAUCUUACUAAUGCUCAGUUACAUUGUGGUUAUCAACAGUACGUGGGGAAUGAGCCAGGCAAAUAUCCUUGUCAUGGACAAGUAAUACCUACAUUUUGUGAUGUGUCCUUUACUUCCUUUAGGCCUGAAUGGCAAUCAGUGCAUUCUUUUAUAGUACCCCGAGGUCCUCCACUUCCCAGUUCUAACUAUCAUUUAAAUGUACAAAGAUUCAGUGCUCUACCAAAUCUACCAUCAAAUACUUUCCAUCCUCAAAAUUGCUCUCCGAUUCAAAAUGGAUGUUACAUAAAUAGCCAUGUUAAUUGGAAUUGUUUGCCUUUUGAUCGGAACAGUGAAUAUACUAACUGUAGUGAGAAUAUCAGUAGUGAUAUUCCCUAUGGAAGUGGCUACACUGUUCAAGAUGGAUAUAUGAGUAAUGGUUUCUGUGAAACCAGUGAAAGAUGCUGGAAAGAUUCUUUUAUGGACAAGGGUAUUACAACAGACAGGUUUAUGAACCAACAGUUUCAAGAGGAAAAGUUAAAUAAAUUGCAGAAGUUACUUAUUCUUUUAAGAGGCUUGCCUGGUUCUGGGAAAACAACGUUAUCUCGAAUUCUGCUUGGGCAGAGUCGUGAUGGCAUUGUGUUCAGCACUGAUGACUAUUUUCACCAUCAAGAUGGGUACAGGUAUAAUGUUAAUCAACUUGGUGAUGCCCAUGACUGGAACCAGAACAGAGGCCUGCAGAAUUUUUGUUCAGAGAUCGGGACAAUAUUAUGGGAACUCCCUUCUAAACAAGCUAUCAAUCAGGGGAGAUCUCCAGUUAUAAUAGACAACACUAAUACACAAGCUUGGGAAAUGAAACCGUAUGUGGAAAUGGCCAUAGGAAAAGGAUACAGAGUAGAGUUUCAUGAACCUGAAACUUGGUGGAAAUUUGAUCCUGAAGAAUUAGAAAAGAGGAAUAAACAUGGUGUGUCUCGAAAGAAGAUCGCUCAGAUGUUGGAUCGUUAUGAAUAUCAAAUGUCCAUCUCUAUUGUAAUGAAUUCAGUGGAACCAGUGCACAAAAGCACACAAAGACUUCCUCCUUCAGAGGAGAGACAGAGGUGGGAAGGCUCUCUAGACUCACACAAUCAAGUCUAUAUCACAUAUAGUCAUUAAGGUGGCUAUUUUCAGCUAACACAUUUGUUGCUUGCCUUUGAAAAAAAUUAGUGAGCCUUUCUUGAAGUUUAAAUGGUUUUAAAUAAAUUUUUAAAAAGACUACAUUGCCUCAUAGGGUAUGUUCCCAGCAGAUGGCUAAAUUCUAAAGUGUAAAUAAAAAUUACGUAAAAUUGUACUUUAAAUGUUUUUAUAAUCUUUUGUAAUACCUUUGGUUAUUAUGAAGACACCUGAGUGGUUAAAAACUAGAAUGUUUUCUGUAAUUGAAUUUUAAACUAAUUUUAUCUGUUUUGUAGAUAGUGUUGAACAGGUUUAUAGUUCAUACUGAAAACUAACUUUUUAUAAAACUUUAGUAUUUUUUCUUAAGUACCUUAAAUAUACAAGUAAUACUUGUUGUAGACAAGUUCAUCUGUGUCACAAAAAUAUUUCCAAGCUACAAUUAGCAU